Molecule: messenger RNA, 2910 nt
Organism: Ichthyophthirius multifiliis
Lineage: Eukaryota; Ciliophora; Oligohymenophorea; Hymenostomatida
Exons: 10
Biological process (GO): SCF complex assembly; protein ubiquitination
Cellular component (GO): nucleus
Source: RefSeq, a predicted model, not a curated record
AUGGAUUAAAAAAGAUUCGAGGAAUUAGUAUAAGAUGCAAAAGAUUGCGAUCCUGAUAAAAAAUUUAUGGCCGCAAAUGAUUUAUCAAAUGCUUUAUCAAAAUAUUAACUUUAAGCAAAAGACUAUGAUAAAGUUGUAUCUAUAUUAUUAACUUAAUUAAAUGAUGAAUCUUCUGAAGUUUAAGGAAAUUCUAUUAGAUGUCUUUCAAAAAUUAUUUCAAAAUUAUAAGAAAGUUAAAUAGAGAAUGUGGCUAAGACAAUGAUUUAAAAAGUUAUAGAAGACAGAGGAGAAUAUAAAGAUGUAUAUGCUACUUGUUUAAAAACUCUUAUAAAUGAUGUUCCUUCUAAUUAUGCUAAAUCUGUCUAGCCUGUAUUUUUACAUGCAGUUACCAAGAUGGAAUAAAAUAAAGGAGAAAAAAAUUAUGAAGUUGAAGAAGAACUUUGUGAUAUUUUAAAUAUUCUUUUCAAAAAAUGGGCAUAAGUACUUUCUACUUAAAAUAUGAGUAUGAAAAGCUUGACUAAUAUUCUUAUGAAUAAUAUUCUUAAUAUUGAUAGAGUUUCUUUAAAAAAAAAAUCUUGUAGUUGCUUAGGUAGUUUAGGGCUUCUUUUGCCUAAAGAUGAAGUAAUAAAAACUGUAAACACACUUUUAGAAAAUUUAAAAAAACCUCCUUUAAAUUAAUUAUAUUAUUAUUUAAAAGAAAAAUAAAUUUUUAUUAUUCAUGCUAUAAGUGCUUUAUCAAAAACAGUAUCAAGAAAAUUAGGAGUCUGUUUAAAAUAGAUAGUUUAAUUGAUAGUAUCUAAUAUAUAAGAAUAUAUGACUGGAAUAGAAGAAUAUGAUUAAAUUAUAAUUAUUUCGGAAAUGUUUGAAUUAUAUUUAGGAAUACUAGAAAAUUUAGUUAAAAAUUCACAUGACGAGACAAAAGAAUUUUUCAAUUAAAUAAUUGAUUUAACAUCUGAAUUAAUAAAUUAUGAUCCAAACAGAACUGCAUAAAUAGAUGAUUAAUAAGAAAUGGAAAUCGAAUAAGAUGAAGAAGAUUAUGAUUAUUAUUCAGAAGAUUAAGAUUCAGAUGAAUGUUCAUGGAGAGUAAGAAGAGCAUCUUUAUAAUUAAUAGAAACUUUAGUAAAAAGUGAUAGCGAAUUAAUAAAAUAUAUAUUCGAAAAAUGUAUUUCUUAAAAUACUUAAAAAAAUAUCAUUUAAAGGUUAAUGGAAAAAUAUGAAAAUAUUAGAUUUGCUAAUUUCUAAUGUUUAUAAACAGUUAUUAAGUCAAUAGUUAUUUCUGACGGAAAUUAAGAUAAAAUAGAAGAUGAAGAUUUAGAUUUUGGGUAAACUCUGUUUUUGGUUCGUGUAAAAUCUUCAGAAAUUCAGACAAUUUUCCCCUAAAUAUUAAGUAGAUUGAAAAGUUCUGAUAUUGAUCAAGAAAUAAAAUAGUCUGUUUUAAGUUGCAGUUCUUCCCUUUUACUUAAUGUUCAUUUAAAUUUGAAUGUUUAAUAAUUAGAGGAAGUUUUUAGUGCAGUCAGUGAAAAAAUAAAGAGCGAAACUAAAAAGAUUCCCGUUUUAAAAUUGAUUAAAAAAGUCCCUGUUUCAAUCACCUCAUAAAUUUAAAGUAGUAGUACUAUUUUGGCUACUUUAAAUAAAAUUUCUUUGGAUAUUUCAGACUUUUUAUAAAAAUAAGAUAGAUCUUUAAGAGUCUCGUCUUUGGAAGCUUUGGAGAAUUCUUAAAUAGUUUCCUCUACAUCUUCCUUUAAUUCCCUAUAUGAUGUUUUUGGAGAAUUAUCAGCUAAAAAUGUGCUUAAUAGAAAAUAAUGUAUAGAUAAAUUAUAUGAAAACUCAAAUAAAGAUUCUUUAAAUUCCAUUUCUAAGGCUAUUUGUGCUAUUAUUUUAUAAUCAACUGAAAAUGACUUUUUGGACUUUUUAUGCACAUCAGCCUGUAAUAUAAAUGAAAAUAGUCUCAAGAGAUAGGUUUCUUUAUAUACUUUAGGCGAAUUAGGUAGACAUAUAAAUCUAUGUAAUGUAAAUAAUAUUCUUAGUAAAGUAGAGGAAAUUGUCAAUAAUAACAAAAAUAAUAACGAAGAUAUUCGAAUUGCUGCCUCAUUAGCUUUAGGAGGUAUUGCAUUUGGGAAUUUAGAGUAGGUUUUACCUUAAGUAAUAUAGACUAUUAAUAUAGGGUAAGAAGGGCAGUAUUUAAUGUUGAAUGCCUUGAAAUAUACAACAGCCAGUUCUUUUAAAUAUUUUUGUGUUAAAAAUGUUAAAGUCGAAAAUGAAAUUAAAGAAUUAACUUUUGAAUUGUUAGAGAAUAUCUAAGAUUCCAAUUUUAGGACUAGGGCAGCUAUUUUAAAGUCUCUAAAUGUAAUUGCAUAUAAUAUUCCACAAGCGAUAUUACCUCAUGUUAGUAAAUAAGAGUUCUUCUUGCCUUUAUAGAAAAGCUUGAAGCUGUUUUAGGUUAAAGAAAUUGAUUUUGGACCGUUUAAAUAGAAAAAUGAUGAAGCUGAACCGGUUAGAAAUGCAGCAUUUUCACUAGUAGAUACUGCUAUUGAUCAUUUACAUUAUAGAGGAGUUGAAAAUUUCGAAAGGGAAAUUAUUUAAGAGGCUUUAGAUUAAUUUGCAUGUGAAUCUUCAGAAGAUAUUAAAAUUUUGAGAUUUUAAAUUAUUAAAAAAUUGGCUUUAAAAGUACCUCUUAAAGUUACUCCUUUCUUAGAUAAUAUUUCAGAAGUUUUUCUUAAUGUACUUAAACCUUAUGCUAGUAAAAGUGAUGGUGAUAGAGCUGCUGAUAUGAUUAGAAUUGGGUUAAAGACUGUUGUGACACUUAAAAAUAUUGCUGAAGAUGAAAAUAAUUAGAAAUAUAUAUAAUUUUGGGAAUUAGUUAUGAAAACCGAGAAAUUUAAGAAUAUUAUUAAUUAAAUGUUUAAUUGA